GUGGGAGAGGACCCAGCUGGCCCCAGUCGCCACCACCAGCCCGAGCCCGAGCCACUACUACUAAAACUAGAGCCACAUAUCGUGCCCUCAACACACGAUGAUGGUCGUCGCCGCGACAUUCACCGUCCUGCUCGUCUCCCUCCUCUCCCUCGGUGCUGGCCUGCCCUCAGAGAGCGUAGCCACCCACAGCGAGGCGCUCUCUCAAGAGCUCCGUCAUGCCCUCCACACUGGCCACGCCGGCACCAACCUCAGGCAGGUCGCCCAGGACCUGAACCUUAAGAGCCUGGUGCUAGAGGAGUCCCAUAUGAUGACUCGGGGUGUCGAAGGCGACGUCAACCUUAUAUGUGUUAUGUGCCACACCGGCGUCAACGAGCUCCUCUACUUGGUGAACAACGGCACCGACCCCGACGUCGUCGUCAACUCUUUGAUCCUUCUGUGCGUCGACCUCGGCAUCUCCAAUCAUAUCUUCUGCGAAAGCAUAAUCAACGAGGUUGAGCCUCAGCUACUAUGGAUCCUGGAGAACCGGGCGCUGACGGCCAACGAUAUGUGCGGGAUGAUGUUGGUUGGGUUUGGCUGCCAUACCAACAACCCGGACCGCGUGUGGGAGGUGACCCUACCUGACGUGACCAAGCCUCCGGUCUUGGACCCGGUCCUCCCGCCGGACAAUUCGCCAGUGAUGAAAGUGCUGCACCUGGCCGAUACUCACUUUGACCCAUUCUACUUGCCUGGCAGCAAUGCGGUUUGUGAAGAGAAGUACUUCUGCUGCAGGGCAGAGAGCGGGCCUGUUAAUAAUCCGGAAGAUGCAGCAGGGAAGUGGGGAGACUACCGCAACUGUGACGCCCCAGAGUGGCUCCUGCAUGCACUGUAUCAGCAUAUCAACACCACAUACCCGGACUUGGAUUUCAUCAUUUGGACUGGGGAUCUUAUACCACACAUUGUAUGGAACACUUCACGGGAAGGUAACUUGGAAGUGAUCAGAUCAGCCGUCCAGAUGAUCCAUGACUACUUUCCUGGUGUGCCAGUCUUCCCAGCUAUUGGUAACCACGAGUCCCAUCCUGUCAAUGCGUUUCCGCAGCCAUAUAUUGACAAUGAGUUCGACAUUUCGUGGCUGUAUGAUGAAAUUGUGACACUUUGGGAGACAUGGCUGCCCCCUGAUGUAGCCACUAGCAUUGCCUACUCUGCCUACUACUCGACCCUCAUCAAGCCCGGCCUGAGGGUGCUGUCUGUUAACACCAACUACUGCUACGGCUUCAACUGGUGGCUUCUGUACGAUGAUGUGGACCCGGCAGAGGAACUGCAAUGGAUGGCAGCAGAGUUGCAGAAGGCCGAGGAUGUUGGCGAGAAGGUCUACAUCAUCGGCCACAUUCCCCCUGGUCAUGAGGACUGUACCAACACCUGGAGUCAUCAGUACAACAGGAUCAUAUACAGGUAUGAGUCGACUAUUGUGGGGCUGUUCUAUGGGCACACGCACAAGGAUCACUUUAUGAUGUUCUAUGACCCUGAGAUACCUGAGCGGGCAUACCACGUUGGCUACGUUGCCCAGAGUCAAACACCUUACAACAAGCUCAACCCUGGCUAUAGGGUCUACAGUGUAGACGGUCACUACGAUGGGUCAUCUUAUAGAGUGUUGAAUACUGAGAACUGGGUACUAGACCUGGAUGAGGCAAAUGAGAAUGAUGACCCAGACUUCUAUCUACUCUACACAGCAAAGGAGGCCUAUGGAAUGACAGACUUGUUCCCAGCAUCAUGGGACAACUUAGUGGACCAGAUGAAGGAGCCCAACAGUACUGUUUUCAAUGAUUUCUUUAAGUAUUACACUAAAGACGGCAGACCCUAUCGUGAGGAAGGGUGUGACAGCGAUUGCAAAACUUCUCUUCUCUGUCGCCUGGUUACCUCUGAUACUUCAGAUCCCUCACACUGUGAAGGCCUUUAAGACUGCAAGUUCUCACUGAUGCACUGCAAGUGUUCUAACUUAAGAAAAGACCACAGUUCAUAAGAGUUACUUAUUGUAAAAUUCAUGAGUUAUGCCAAGAAUAUACUGAACUGUAUAAAUAUUAUUGCAGUGUUACAAUACUGUAUUAUAAAGUUCACAUUCUGGACCUAAUGCUGGCAUAUAUACUGUAUUGGAAUGCACUAUUUUCAUGGAUGUAUUAAUAAAGUGCCAGGAUUU
Molecule: messenger RNA, 2170 nt
Organism: Procambarus clarkii (red swamp crayfish)
Lineage: Eukaryota; Metazoa; Arthropoda; Malacostraca; Decapoda; Cambaridae
Source: RefSeq, a predicted model, not a curated record